Molecule: messenger RNA, 2585 nt
Organism: Caenorhabditis elegans
Lineage: Eukaryota; Metazoa; Nematoda; Chromadorea; Rhabditida; Rhabditidae
Gene: gcp-2.2
Product: N-acetylated-alpha-linked acidic dipeptidase 2
Exons: 16
Coding region: 125-2464 (779 amino acids)
Source: RefSeq, marked reviewed
AUACUUUUAUGGGCGUUGAAACGACAACCCACAUUUUCCCAAAAAAUUUUCUUCCUUGACUACUCUGAAUAUAUUUCUAUUAAAUUCAUUUUUGUAAAAUUUGAUCCUAAUUUAAGUGUAGAAAAUGAUAACAGCUCGGAACCGGUUUACACAAGGUUGUAGUUGUAUGAAGUAUUAUAACAAUAAUGGAGACAAAGUAUUCCAAAAGUCUAAAAGAAAUAGAGGAAUGAAAGCUAGCGGUGUGGUUCUUGUUGCAGUUUCUACUGUUGCUUUGACUAUUAUUUUAUCUAAUGCGAUACAUCAAUCUUACAAAUCAAAUUCAAAGCCUCUUCCUAAAUUAUCAAUUGCAACAAAUAUCAAACAACUAAUCAACGUUGACAACAUUCGCUCCAAUCUUCAUUCGCUUACUAAAAAACCUCAUGUGGCCGGAACAGAAAAUAAUUUACGAGUGGCUGAAAUGAUUCGAGAUCAGAUGAUCACUCAAGGACUCGAAAAUGUGCAUUUCAAUGAGUACAAUGUAAUGUUAUCAUAUCCGAAUUGGACAACUCCCAACAUUAUUGAAAUACUGAAAGAAAAUAGAGAUUUGGUUUUUAGUACAACUGGACGGAGUGUUUCAGUUAUUAAAGAAGAACAAAAUGAUCCACUGGCUGAAAUUCAGUGGCUCGCGUAUUCAGCAGCAGGCACAGUCGAAGGAGAUAUAGUAUAUGUGAACAACGCUAAUCCAAGCGAUAUUGAAUAUUUAGAGUCGUUAGGAAUUGAUCUCAAGGAUAAAAUAUUUCUGGCAAGGUAUAGUUCUAAUUACCGAGGGAAUAUUGCCCAAAUGGCUGUAAAGAAAGGUGCAAAAGCAUGUCUUGUUUAUUCGGAUCCAAAACAGGUAGCCAGUUUGGGAACAGGGCCAAAUGAAACUUAUGGAAACACAGACAAAAUGCCGUCAAAUACAGUCCAGAUGGGAUCAGUCUACAUUGGCCUAGGUGAUCCACGAACACCUGCGUUCCCAUCAAUCGGAGAUCUUUUCAAAGAGAAAACUGAACAAGAUUUGUUAGAUGAAAAGAAAAUACCUACCAUUCCCAUGCUCCCAAUUACAUAUGCCACAGCACAAAUAUUAUUUGAGAAUAUGAAAGGCGAUGCAGUGAAUGCAGAUUUUCAAGGAAAGUUAAAUGUUACAUAUCGUUAUGGACCUGGCUUGAUAAACAAUCAGAAACUUCGUGUUACCGUUCAUGCUGAAAACGAAGAACGAAAAAUUCAAAAUAUAAUGGGAUAUAUCAAAGGAAGUCAGGAACCGGACAAGUUUGUUCUAGUGAGCAAUCAUUAUGAUGCUUGGACUUAUGGGGCUGUUGAUCCAAACAGUGGAACAUCUACGCUUUUAGAAGUUUCCAGAGCGUUGAAACAAUAUCAAAAUCAAACCGGCUGGAUACCAGCGCGAUCAAUUCUGUUCGCUCAUUGGGAUGCCGAGGAAUAUGGUCUGAUAGGAUCCACUGAGUUUGCGGAAGAAUACCGUCUUCAAUUAAUGAGAAGAGCAGUUGCAGUUAUUAAUAUGGAUCUUAUUGGUGGCAACCAGACUUUACUUGGGUUAUCGAAUCCUACCGUCGCCAAUGUUCUCCGGUCUGCAGCGGCAAAUGUUGAGCAGCCAAAUCCGACAGAAAUGGAACAAGGGAGAAAAACACUAUACGAUUCCUGGAAAUACUAUGCGCCAUCAAAGAACAAUCGAUCAACCCAUCCUUAUCAAAGAAUCCCCGCUGGUGGAAGUGAUCAUCUUCCAUUUUUUGAUUAUCUUGGAAUCCCAAUUGUCUUUUUCAUCACUUCAUCCCUAGAUGCACCUCCAACUUAUCCACUGUAUCAUACAAUUUAUGAAACACCAUAUCUGAUUGAAAAUAUUAUGGAUCCUGGCUACAAGGUUCAUAAAGCCAUUGCCGGGAUGUUUAUAGAAUGCAUUUUGAAGUUUACCGAGAGUAAAAUCCUUCCUUAUGAUCUGAAUGAACUUAUGGAUGACUCGAUCUUUGAAUAUUUGCCAAAACUAGAAGAUCGUCUAAAUAAAACGUUAAUGAUUGGAACUAAGACUGAUUAUUUGCUGGAUGCACAGAAACAGUUCAAACUGUUACAAAAAACAGUUUUGGAACUUUCUGAGAUCGUACAAAGAAGAAAUGUCUCGAAACUUGAAGAGCUACCAUUCGGCAGUAGAGUGGACAUAAAUAAUCGGCUUAUCGAAUUUGAAAAAUGUUUUAUAAACCCACAUGGGGCAAUUGGAAAUCCUCAAGCUCGACAUGUAUUGUUUCAUCCAAGCCCUGAUAAUUGGUAUGAUGGAGAUGCAAUUUCACAAGUUCACGAUUUGAUAUCAAAAAUUAGCAAUUCGACAGACAGCAAGGAGUUGGGAAAAUUGUCGAGACAACUAGCAAAAGAAAUUGCUCUAGUUAAUGUUGCUUACAUAUGUGCCAAACAUUCCCUCGGCGAAUUUUUCACAAUGUGAUCACGUUUGAUAGACUCUCAGAGUAAUAAUUAUUUAAAUGUCAACUUUUUAAAGUGUAAGGUGGAGUAGUGCAAGUGGGGAAAGUGUUUAAAUGGUGAAAAUGACCAAAAAUAAUUGCAAA